This is a messenger RNA of Cololabis saira (Pacific saury), 6175 nucleotides long. RefSeq names its product SNF-related serine/threonine-protein kinase-like. Gene Ontology annotation, molecular function: tau-protein kinase activity; protein serine/threonine kinase activity; ATP binding. Gene Ontology annotation, cellular component: cytoplasm. The record is from RefSeq and is a predicted model, not a curated record. Gene Ontology annotation, biological process: intracellular signal transduction; microtubule cytoskeleton organization; protein phosphorylation. Lineage: Eukaryota; Metazoa; Chordata; Actinopteri; Beloniformes; Belonidae.
CGUCGCUGCUGCCGACGAUGCAACACCUCGUUUCCCCGUCGGGCUCCGGGGGAAACAGCCGCUGCUGGGGGGCCCUGCCGGCGCGGAGACCGUGCUCCCACCUCCGCCUCAGCCUUUUCUUCCGUAAGCAUCCAUGACAGGCCCGCCGGAGCGAGACGCGAGACGAAGAUGUUUGCCGGAGAAGGAAUCUGCAGCCAUGGGUUUGUUCUUUGGCCUUGGAUGAGCUGAACUAAGCUGGACCCACGAUACUCCACCAAGCGGCCCCUGCCCAAAGCAGGGGGUCCCCUCUCCCCAUCUCCAGCUAUGGCCGGCUUCAAGAGGGGUUACGAUGGCAAGAUCGCCGGCCUGUACGACCUGGACAAGACGCUGGGCCGCGGCCACUUCGCCGUGGUCAAGCUGGCGCGCCACGUCUUCACCGGGGAGAAAGUGGCCGUGAAGGUGAUUGACAAGACUAAGCUGGACACCGUAGCGACGGGUCACCUUUUCCAGGAAGUCCGCUGCAUGAAGCUGGUGCAGCACCCCAAUAUCGUGCGCCUGUACGAAGUGAUAGACACUCAGACCAAGCUUUACCUCAUCCUGGAGCUCGGCGACGGAGGGGACAUGUUCGACUACAUCAUGAAACACGAGGAAGGUCUGAACGAAGACCUGGCUAAGAAGUACUUUGCCCAGAUUGUCCACGCCAUCUCCUACUGCCACCGUCUGCACGUGGUCCACCGGGACCUGAAGCCGGAGAACGUGGUCUUCUUUGAAAAACAAGGACUCGUGAAGCUCACCGACUUUGGAUUCAGUAAUAAAUUUCAGCCGGGGAAAAAGCUGACUACUAGUUGUGGAUCUCUGGCGUACUCUGCACCAGAAAUACUGCUGGGGGACGAGUAUGAUGCGCCAGCUGUAGAUAUCUGGAGUCUGGGCGUGAUCCUGUUCAUGCUGGUUUGCGGCCAGCCGCCCUUCCAGGAAGCCAACGACAGCGAGACCCUCACCAUGAUCAUGGACUGUAAAUACACCGUUCCUGCCCACGUUUCCAGCUUCUGCAAAGACCUGAUAGACCGCAUGCUUCAGAGGGACCCGAAGCGCCGAGCCUCUCUGGAAGAGAUUGAGAGCCAUACUUGGCUACAGGGGGUUGAUCCGUCUCCAGCCACCAAGUACAGCACUCCUCUGGUCUCUCACAAGAAUCUCUCAGAAGAGGAGCACAACAGCAUCAUCCAGCGCAUGGUGCUGGGAGACAUCGCCGACAGAGAGGCAAUAGUCGAGGCCUUGGAGACCAACAAGUACAACCACAUCACGGCCACGUACUAUCUGCUGGCGGAGAGGAUCCUGAGGGAGAAGCAGGAGAAGGAGGUCCAGACCCGCUCCUCCAGCCCCAGCAACAUCAAGGCGCAGUUCAGGCAGUCCUGGCCCACCAGGAUGGACAUGCACCAGGACAUCGAGGACAGUUUGGCAGCUUCGUCCAUCUCUCACGCCGGGGGCCCCCAGUCCCCCGCCCGCAGCGCAGAGAGCCUCCUCAACGGACACCGCUCCAAAGGCCUGUUGGAGCUGGGCCGGCGGGAGGACAGCUCGGUGACCGACUCGCCAGGACCCCCCCAGGGAGCCUUCGCCGCCAGCUCGACCUCGGCCCCCGCUGCCGUCUCUGGGACCACCAGGGCGCCCGUCCCCUCCACUUCGGCCGCCCCCAAGCAAAGAAUCUGCUUAUUCAGGGUGGAAGAGGACGAGGAGGAGGAGGAAGAGCAGGAGCCGUCCCCCCUCCCAACGGUAAUCCUGCGGAGGAAGCCCCCCUCCAUCACCAACCGCCUCACCUCCAGGAAGAGCGCGCCCGUGCUCAACCAGAUCUUCGAGGAGGAGGGCGAGUCCGACGACGACUUCCACACGGACGAGGGCCUGCCGCCCAAACUCAGCCGGCUCAAGAUGAGCCUGGCCGGCGGCGGGGCGGGCAGCCUGGCCCCGGGGGCCGCGGGGGCCCCUGGCGCCCCCUCCUCCUCCUCCUCGUCCCCGGGGGCCCAGCACAAGCGCUACCACCGUCGCAAGAGCCAGGGCCGGGGCUCGUCCUGCUCCAGCUCGGAGACCAGCGACGACGACUCGGAGAGCCACCGCCGCCGCCUGGACAAGGACUCGGGCUUCGGCUACGGCUGGAACCGCAGGGACAGCAGCGAGGGGGGGGACGGGGGCGGCAGCAGCUCGGGCCAGGGCAAGCCCCCGUCCCCGGGGGGGGGCUCCUCCGGCCCGGACAAGGACAGCCCUCCCGGCGCGGGCGGGGACACCGGGGGAGAGGGCGGCGGCGGCGGCGGCGGCGGCGGAGGGGGGGCGGGCCGGGCGGAGGGGGCGGGAGGGGGCAGGACGGCCCCCCCCAGCUGCUCCAACAGCAGCUCCCAGCCCUGCCUGUCCCUCCCCCGGGCCUCCCGCACCUCCAGGAGCCAGGAGCUGGUGGAGAGCCUGAAGCUCAUGAGCCUGUGCCUCAGCCAGCAGCUGCAGGGCCCCCGCGGCGGCCGGGGGGGCCGCGGACGCCUCAUCCUGGACCCUCGCGGCGUCAGGCUGUGCGUGGGCCCCACCAUCACCCUCCCCACCACCACCGGCAGCCUCCGCACCAAGACCCAGGCCCCGGCCGGCCCCCACGGGCCCCCGGCGGGGCCCAACCUGGGCCUGAAGAGCGGCGUGCUGCAACUACCUCUCUGUGAGAAAACCAUCUCCGUCAACAUCCGGCGGGGGGGCGGCCCCAGAGACGCUCUGCUCUGCAGCUCCGCCCCCGCCAGCUGCUGCCAGGUCAUCUGAACUCUGACCCCGCGGACCCCGGACCCCCCCCCCAUCCAGCCUCGCUCCCACAUCCAUGUAGCACCUUAUAAUGUCAUAAUUUCCUGAAAAUGUAAUAACGCCUGAAAAUUUAAUGAAAUUUGCACUUAACUCAAUCAAAAAUGUAAUAAAACCCAAUGAUGUAAUAACUUCACCAAUAAUGUAAUAAAAUAUCCUAACAGAUAUUGUAAUUACAUCUUUACCUAUAAUGUAAUACCUUAUUACAUUAUUGGGAAUUUAUUACAUGCUACUCAAAGUCUGCAAUUUAACCCAAUAGUCAUUCUGGUGUUUCAAAUCCAGCGUAAAUAACAUUCUUAGAUACUUAAAACACAAAAUGUAGAACUCUGGACUGAAAAUGAACAUAUAUAUUACAUUAUUUGUCAAGUAUUACAUUUUCAGUUUUGGAGGAAAAAAAAAGACCCACCUGAAAAUGUUAAAUUCCCAAAUAAUAAAUUCCAAAUGUAAUAAGGUAUUACAUUAUCGGUAAAAAUGUUAUUACAAUAUCAGUCAGGAUAUUUUAUUACAUUAUUGGUGAAGUUAUUACAUUAUUGGGUUUUAUUACAUUUUUGAAUGAGUUAAAUGCAAAUUUUAUUACAUUUUCAGGAAAUGAUUACAUUAUAGGAGCUACAAAGCAUCAUCGCUCAUCUUUUUAAUUUGACUCAACUGCACUUUGACAUUUUGAAGAAUGUGCUUAAAGAACGAGGGACGGUUUAGAGUUGGGCUGCUCUGGGAUUGAAUUAGGAAGAAUCUUGAGUAGAACGAUGACUCGUCAUAAACCUGGGGAACAUCCAAAAGAGUGUAAAUAUUGAUGACUUUAAUAUUUCAGUUACUUUCAAGUCUGAAAAUAAUAUGAGGAAGUUCUGUUGAGAAUGAAGUCAGGUGAUGAAGAUGUGCCUGGAACCAGAGGUCACCGGCUGCAGCUGCAGCUGCAGCUACCCAGCACCGUUUGGUGAAGCCCCUCCCUCCCUCCCUCCCUCCCUCCCUCCCUCCCUCCAGCUCACAGAUCCACAUAUCUGACGGGUCCAGGUCUGGGAUACGAGGGGGGCGCGUGCACGUCUGCCAUCCAAGCGCACGUGGGGACGGUCUCGGCCAACGUGGUGGCAAAUGCUUGGCCGUUUUAAUGGAGCGGCCAGGGAGUCUGGGAUGCAGGGGGGUGUGGAUAGAUCUGUAGGCAUCGUCUUCUCUGGGUCAACUCCAGCGCUGCUGCAGCCAGUAAAACGGGUGUAAAUGCAGCGGAUUGCAUAGGAUUUCUGUAGUCCAGGAACUAGUGGGGGGGGGGCAGUGGGACACGUGCAGGUCGCCCCAGGUCAGUGCCUUACCUUCCCGCUGUCAUCUCGGCUCCUUCUGACCUUAAAACCAGCUCAUGAGGCGACGCAUCAUCCCAGUGGAGCGGUUGUUAGGGACUAGACCAACAUGUUGAGGUAGGAACUCAGUCUCUAACACGUUACUUUGGGCGUGAAAUGGAACCUUUUCCUCCCAGUUGAACGUGUUGAUCCUUCCCUUAAAGAGUCCCAGUUCUCCUGUGAACGUGGCGUUGUUCCGUACACAGACUCCAGUUCCAGCGGGACUCCUCUCACACUGCCACUACUUCCUGUGCUGGAGGAGCUGCACAUCAUGCAGCCAUCCCUCUCCCGGGCCCCCCGGGGGCCGGGGGCCUGGUGGUCUCCUCACGUCUCCCAGCGUGUCCAUCACGGGGGAACUCAGAGAUAAGAGUCUGGACUCAGUCUGGAAUCCUCCUUUCAAACCAGCCCCUGAUCUGUCGGCCACAACCCUUUAAACCACCUCUGUGGAGGCGGAGAGGCGGGACACGUUCUGGUCUGUACGGAAGAGUAAAGGGCCCAGGCAGGAGAAAAAUAAAAUAAUAUUUUAGAGGAGGAAGAUUUUUUUUUCAUUAUGCACUUUGAGAAAAAAGUCGAAAUGUCGAAAAAAAAAAAGUCAAAAUGUCGCGAUUAAUGUUGAAGUACAAUUUCGAAAAGAAAAAAGUCGAAAUGUCGAGAUUAAUUGUAAGUGUCUUUCCAAUGUCACUAACUUGGUGGUGCAUGUCAUUGCAAUUUAUUGAUCGAUGCCAGGCUUGGCUCUCACAAAUCAAUGUCCACGUUGCUUUUGUUUCGUUUAUUUCUCCGGUCUUUAAGUCCAGCAAAUACACCUCCGUUUGCUAUUAAGCAGCCUAUAAUUUCACACUGCUACUAUCACCUCAGCCUCGCCUCAGCCACGCUCAAAAACUGUUUGCUUCUCAUUAACGUGGCUUAAUAAAUGCACUUCCACAGGAAAAAACAUUUACAACAAAAAUAAAGAAAACACACAUAGGAAAAUGGCGAAUAAAGUUGAGAUGUUGAGAAAAAAGCCGAAAUUUCGACUUUAUUUACGAAAUUUUGACUUUAUUCACGAAAUUUUGACUUUUUCUCGAAAUUUUGACUUUUUUCUUGAAGUGCACAAUAAAAAAAAAAGUUUUCUCCUGCAUGGCCCUAAUACUCUUCCGUAGUCCUGAGUGACGAGGAGAGGAGGAUGUUUUUAGUCCUGAUUGCCGCUGGGAGGAAGCUUCCCCCUCACCUGCCCCGUGCGCUUGGACACGCUUUGUGUAUAUAGAUUACGACGAAGAGUAAAAGUUUAUUUUUUAAAACCUGUACAGUUUUUUUUGACGAGCCUGUGUGAAUGUUUAAGUCUUUUCCCCUCCUUGGUGUGUGCGUGUGCGUGUGUCUGUGUGUGUGUGUGUGUGUGUGUGAGCAGGAACCCAGGACAGAUACGGGGGGGGGGGGGGGGGUUUAAACGGGGAACUUCUUUAAGGGCAUUGGCAAUAAGCUACAGCGCGCGUUGCAGCUAUUUGUACAGAAACGUGUUCAUUUUGCUUCAUUUCUGUCUGUUUUUUUAAGUUCCAAACAUGUGGCCUCUCCGGCUGCUCGACAAGAGACGAAAUCAUUUUAACUAUUUUUAUUUGCUACUUUUUUGUUACCUGAGACUUGUCUGAAAGAACCAAAUGUAAAUAGAGUUGUAAAUAUGGUGCUCUCUCUCUCUCUCUCUCUCUCUCUCUGUCCGUGUGGAGCGGCCGGCGGGACCCCCGGGGCCCGGCGGAGGGCCGGGGGCCGGCCGGCCCGACAGUGACUAGCCUUAUCAUCACUGUAGUAAUAAUGUUGGGUGUCUUAGCUAAAAAAGAAACUUGAACAAAGCUGGUGGAGGAAAGGCCAGGCAGCUUUGUUACCUUCAGGUGUCUGUGUCUCCUCAGCGUAUCCAGGUGAACGAUGUGCAUGUGUUUCAGUGUGACGGAGAGAUGCAGAUAUGUUACCGGACCAAAAAGAGCUGACGGGAACGUCCUGUGUAUUAUUCUGUACUUGGUACCUGUUGUCAGACGUUACAUAUAGCCAUGGUAAUAUCCCAAAUAAAAGUGGAAAGUUGUCUCUGC